AUGAGUAGAAUAUUUCCGUUUUCAAAUGCUCCGCUUCGGUCUGUCAAGGAAGUCCAGUUUGGUUUGCUAUCUCCUGAGGAAGUAAGGGCCAUUUCGGUUGCCAAAAUUGAAUACCCAGAAACUAUGGAUCAAGCAACCAAAAGACCUCGUGAAGGUGGUCUCAACGAUCCAAGAUUGGGCUCCAUCGACAGAAACUUCAAGUGUCAGACUUGUGGUGAAGAUAUGGCUGAAUGUCCUGGUCACUUUGGGCACAUCGAGUUGGCCAAGCCGGUGUUUCACAUUGGCUUCAUUGCCAAGAUCAAGAAGGUAUGCGAGUCCAUCUGUAUGCACUGUGGAAAAUUGUUGUUGGAUGAGCUGAACCCUUUGAUGGCACAAGCGAUCAAGAUAAGAGAUCCAAAGAAACGGUUUAACGCGGUGUGGAGUGUAUGUAAGAGCAAGAUGGUUUGCGAGACAGCCACCAACGAGGAAGAAAUGGGUGACCAUCCAACUAGAGGAGGCUGUGGACACACGCAACCAACCAUCCGUCGAGAUGGCUUAAAGUUGUGGGGGACUUGGAAGCACAACAAGAACUUUGAAGAAAAUGACCAACCAGAGCGUCGUUUGUUGACGCCAUCAGAGAUUCUAAAUGUUUUCAAGCAUAUAAGUCCAGAGGAUUGCUAUAGGUUGGGAUUCAACGAGGACUAUGCAAGGCCUGAGUGGAUGUUGAUUACUGUUUUGCCGGUACCUCCACCACCCGUUAGACCAUCGAUUGCAUUCAACGAUACCGCACGAGGGGAAGAUGACUUGACAUUCAAGUUGGCCGAUAUAAUAAAAGCCAACAUCAAUGUUCAACGUUUAGAGAUUGAUGGGUCUCCGCAGCAUGUGAUUAGUGAGUUUGAAGCAUUGCUUCAGUUCCAUGUAGCCACAUACAUGGACAAUGACAUUGCUGGACAACCCCAAGCGUUGCAAAAAACAGGACGUCCAAUCAAAUCUAUCAGAGCAAGGUUGAAGGGUAAAGAGGGUAGAUUGAGGGGUAACUUGAUGGGAAAAAGAGUGGACUUUUCUGCCCGUACAGUCAUCUCUGGUGAUCCCAAUUUGGACUUGGAUCAAGUGGGUGUUCCAAUCUCUAUUGCCAAAACUUUGACCUAUCCAGAGAUUGUAACGCCUUACAAUAUUCACAAGUUGACUGAGUUGGUGAGAAACGGUCCAAACGAGCAUCCCGGUGCAAAAUAUGUGAUCAGAGAUACUGGUGAUCGUAUUGAUUUAAGAUAUAACAAGAGAGCCGGUGAUAUUGCUUUACAGUAUGGUUGGAAAGUCGAACGUCACUUGAUGGACGAUGACCCAGUCUUGUUCAACCGUCAACCCUCUUUGCACAAAAUGUCUAUGAUGGCGCAUAGAGUGAAAGUCAUGCCAUAUUCCACAUUCAGGUUGAACUUGUCAGUAACCUCACCUUAUAACGCGGAUUUCGAUGGUGACGAAAUGAACUUGCAUGUACCACAAUCUCCGGAAACCAGAUCGGAGUUGUCACAAAUCUGCGCUGUUCCUCUUCAAAUUGUGUCACCACAGAGUAACAAACCAGUCAUGGGUAUUGUGCAGGAUACUUUGUGUGGUAUUCGAAAAAUGACUUUGAGAGAUAUAUUUAUCGAGUACGACCAAGUCAUGAAUAUGUGUUACUGGAUUCCCAAUUGGGAUGGGGUGAUUCCACCUCCCGCCAUUAUCAAGCCCAAGCCAUUGUGGUCCGGUAAACAGAUGUUGUCUAUGGCCAUUCCAAAGGGAAUUCACAUUCAGAGAUUUGAUGGGGGAAGAGAUUUAUUGAGUCCAAAGGAUACAGGAAUGUUGAUUGUUGAUGGUGAGAUUAUGUUUGGUGUUGUUGAUAAGAAAACUGUUGGUGCCACUGGUGGUGGGUUGAUCCAUACUGUGUUUAGAGAAAAGGGACCCCAGGUGUGUGCUCAAUUGUUUAGUUCCAUUCAAAAAGUUGUUAAUUUUUGGUUGUUGCAUAAUGGAUUUAGUAUUGGUAUUGGGGAUACCAUUGCUGAUGCUAGCACGAUGAAAGAUAUCACGAAAACCAUUCAGGAGGCUAAACAAAAAGUGCAGGAGAUUAUCCUUGAUGCUCAGCACAACAAGUUGGAUCCAGAACCAGGUAUGACUUUGAGGGAAUCGUUUGAGCACAAUGUAUCUCGAGUGUUGAAUCAAGCGCGUGAUACUGCUGGUAGAUCGGCUGAAAUGAGUUUGAAGGAUUUGAAUAAUGUGAAGCAGAUGGUGACGUCUGGUUCCAAAGGUUCUUUCAUCAACAUUUCACAGAUGUCUGCGUGUGUUGGUCAACAAAUUGUGGAAGGAAAGAGAAUCCCUUUUGGUUUUGCUGACCGUUCAUUGCCACAUUUUACCAAAGACGAUUACUCUCCAGAAUCAAAAGGUUUUGUUGAAAACUCGUACUUGAGAGGGUUAACACCACAGGAGUUCUUCUUCCAUGCAAUGGCAGGUAGAGAAGGUCUUAUUGAUACCGCCGUCAAGACUGCAGAGACUGGAUAUAUCCAACGUCGUCUAGUCAAAGCUUUGGAAGAUAUUAUGGUGCACUACGAUGGUACCACCAGGAACUCCUUGGGGGAUAUUAUCCAAUUCAUCUAUGGUGAAGAUGGUAUCGAUGCCACUCAAGUGGAGAAGCAAUCUGUUGACACUAUUCCAGGCUCCGAUGAGAAUUUCGAACGCAGAUACAGAAUUGACUUGUUGGAGGAAAGUGGCUCUAUUUCGGAGUCGUUGUUGGAAUCAGGCAAGGAAAUUCAAGGAGAUGUCAAGUUGCAAAAGUUACUAGACGAGGAAUACAAUCAAUUGCUCGAUGACAGAAGAUAUUUAAGAGAUGUUUGUUUCCCCAAUGGUGAUUUUAGCUGGCCAUUACCUGUCAACUUGCGUCGUAUCAUUCAAAAUGCGCAACAGAUUUUCCACAAUGGUCGUUACAAAGCUUCGGACUUGAAGUUGGACGAAAUUAUAAACGGUGUCCGCGAUUUGUGCACAAAGUUACUAGUCGUGAGAGGAAAUACCAAGUUGGCAAAGGAGGCCCAAGAGAAUGCCACUUUGUUGUUCCAAUGUUUGGUGAGGUCGAGGUUAGCUUCGCGUAGAGUCAUUGAGGAAUUCAAGUUGAGCAGGUCAUCGUUUGAUUGGGUGUUGGGUGAGAUUGAAACUCAAUUCCAAAAAUCGGUUGUUCACCCUGGUGAAAUGGUUGGUGUGGUGGCUGCCCAGUCAAUUGGUGAGCCUGCUACUCAAAUGACGUUGAACACGUUCCAUUAUGCCGGUGUUUCGUCAAAGAAUGUUACUUUGGGUGUUCCUAGACUUAAGGAAAUUUUGAAUGUUGCAAAAAACAUCAAAACCCCAGCAUUGACUGUGUACUUGGACCCGGAAGUUGCUCUGGAUAUCGAAUUAGCCAAGAUUGUUCAAUCAUCAAUUGAGCAUACUACUUUGAAGAACGUCACGUCAUCGACGGAAAUCUACUACGAUCCGGAUCCAAGAACCACUGUUAUUGAGGAGGAUUACGAUACUGUGGAGGCGUAUUUUGCUAUUCCCGACCAAAAGGUUGAAGAGAGCAUCGAAAAGCAAUCUCCUUGGUUAUUGAGGUUGGAACUUGAUCGUGCCAAGAUGUUGGACAAGCAGUUGACAAUGGCCCAAGUUGCAGAAAAGAUUUCGCAAAACUUUGGUGAGGACUUGUUUGUUAUUUGGUCCGACGAUACUGCAGACAAGUUGAUCAUUCGUUGUAGAGUGGUUAGAGAUCCAAAAGCAUUGGAUGAAGAGGCUGAUGCAGAAGAAGACCAAAUUUUGAAACGUAUUGAAGCUCAUAUGUUGGAGUCUAUUUCGUUGAGAGGUAUCCCAGGUAUCACCAGAGUGUUUAUGAUGCAACACAAGGUGAGCAAGCCAGACGAGACUGGUGAGUUCAAACAAGGUAAGGAGUGGGUGUUGGAGACUGACGGUGUUAACUUGGCCGAUGUGAUGGCGGUUCCAGGCGUUGACUCAACUCGUACCUAUUCAAAUGACUUUAUUGAAAUUUUGUCCGUGUUGGGUAUCGAAGCCACUAGAUCAGCCUUGUUUAAGGAAAUCUUGAAUGUUAUUGCGUUUGAUGGUUCAUAUGUCAAUUAUCGUCACAUGGCACUUUUGGUUGAUGUCAUGACAUCUCGUGGACACUUGAUGGCCAUUACUCGUCAUGGUAUCAACAGAUCCGAUACUGGUGCCUUGAUGCGUUGUUCUUUCGAGGAGACGGUUGAGAUUUUGUUGGAUGCUGCUGCUGCUGCAGAGUUGGAUGAUUGUAAGGGUAUUUCGGAGAAUGUUAUGUUGGGACAAAUGGCACCUUUGGGUACUGGUGCAUUUGAUGUGAUGGUUGAUGACAAGAUGUUGCAACAAGCUCCAGCCAAUGUUGCCAUGGAGGUGGUUGCUGAGGACGGGGGUGCUACGCCGUACAGGGAAGCAGAGAUGCAAGACGAUCGAAUUCAAAUCGACGAAAGCGCUGGUUUCUCUCCAAUCCAUCAGGCCCCAACUUCGGAUGGUAUGAAUGGAGGCUUGACAUCGUACGGUGGUCAACCAACCUCGCCAAAUGUCACGUCUCCGUUCAGUUAUUCCACCAGUCCAAGCUAUGGUGGAACUAGUCCAAGCUAUGGUGGAACUAGUCCGGGAUACGGCUACUCACCAACGUCGCCAAGCUAUUCACCUACAUCGCCAAGCUACUCACCUACAUCGCCAAGCUACUCACCUACAUCGCCAAGCUAUUCACCUACAUCGCCAAGCUAUUCACCUACAUCGCCAAGCUACUCCCCAACGUCGCCAAGCUACUCCCCAACUUCUCCAAGCUACUCCCCAACUUCUCCAAGCUACUCACCUACAUCGCCAAGCUACUCACCUACAUCUCCAAGCUACUCACCUACAUCGCCAAGCUAUUCACCAACGUCCCCAAGCUAUUCACCAACGUCCCCAAGCUAUUCACCUACAUCUCCAAGCUACUCACCUACAUCUCCAAGCUACUCCCCAACUUCUCCAAGCUACUCACCAACGUCCCCAAGCUACUCCCCAACUUCUCCAAGCUACUCACCUACAUCUCCAAGCUACUCACCUACAUCUCCAAGCUACUCGCCUACAUCUCCAAGCUACUCACCUACAUCUCCAUCGUACUCACCUACAUCUCCAAGCUACUCGCCUACUUCCCCUCAAUACUCGCCAACGAGUCCUCAGUACUCCCCAACUUCUCCAAGCUAUUCUCCUGGCUCCCCAGGAUACAACCCUGAGUCCCCAAAGAAGGAGGAGGAAAAGAAAUAA
Messenger RNA from Lodderomyces theae, 5268 nucleotides. RefSeq names its product DNA-directed RNA polymerase II subunit RPB1 (gene RPO21). Gene Ontology annotation, cellular component: RNA polymerase II, core complex. The coding region runs from base 1 to 5268 and encodes 1755 amino acids. Lineage: Eukaryota; Fungi; Ascomycota; Pichiomycetes; Serinales; Debaryomycetaceae. The record is from RefSeq and is a predicted model, not a curated record. Gene Ontology annotation, molecular function: DNA binding. The transcript has a single exon. Gene Ontology annotation, biological process: transcription by RNA polymerase II.